Symbiodinium natans is the source of this 1269-nucleotide messenger RNA. The record is from the annotation of a GenBank genome assembly. NCBI's taxonomy places the organism in Eukaryota, Dinophyceae, Suessiales, Symbiodiniaceae.
AUGAGAAUCCUGCAAAUUAAUACAGCAUCUGGAGUAGCGAAGCUGCUGACAAGGAUUGACGACAUGGUGCUGAUUCCCAAGAAGUCCCGCCGUGCCAUCCUGGAGCACCUCUUCAAGGAAGGCGUCAUGGUCGUGAAGAAGGACUACCAGGCGUGCAAGCACAACGAGCUGGAAGACAUCCCUAACCUGCACGUCAUGAUGGUGCUGCGAUCGCUGGCUUCCCGCAACUACCUGUCGGAGAUCUACAGCUGGCAGUGGCACUACUACACCCUGACCAACGAGGGCAUCGAGUACCUCCGUGAGGUGCUUCAUCUUCCUCAGCAGGUCUUCCCCCAGACCCUGACCAAGCAGCGCCCCACCCGACCAGCCCUGGCUGGCGGUGACGCCGGUGAGGGAGGAGGCAAGGGAAAGGGCAAGGGCAAGGGCGCGUGGAACCGCGGCGAGGAGCCUGUCGUUUGCUUACAGCCAUAUCGAGCCGCCACCGUGCAGGCAGUGGGGAGGGUGAAGGAGCAGCGAGCUCCUUCAGCACCGGUGGGGCAGAGCUCGAACCAGCCGGCAUCGGUGGAUGCUGCCACCGGCAGCUGGGCAGAAGAGGCCGUGGCCCAUGCCCGCACUUUGCUGGGGGACAGGCCGCCUGAGCAAGGUGUCCCGGAGGCAGCUGCGCUACUGUCAACUGUCCUCCUCAGACUCCCAGAGCUUUGGUCUGAGCUGGCUCAGGACACAUUACUCGCCUUCGGGAGCUCUUCCACUGCGGGCGACGCCUCUGACUGUGCCAGGAGCAGAAGUGGAGGACCGGCGUUUGUUGCAGGUCGCGAAGACUUGACUGCGCGAUCGAGGAUGCUCUUCCUGUCAGCCGUGGCAUCUGCCGUCUGCCCCCCCCACGCCAAGGCGGGAGAUGUGCAGUCGCCUGCCGCGGCUUCGGUUGCGCUGCUCUGCCUCCUUGGGGAGGCAGAAUGCGACGAGGGUCGCUUCAUUGCUGCGUUCCACUCCCUGAGACAGGCGGAGGCUCUGGCAAAGCGAGGUGGCGACCUCCAAGGCUGGCCCUCAUGUGUGCGCAGCAGAAGGCGCAACCGGGUGCCGAUCUUUUCUCUGCAAGCCGAUGCGGCGUCUGUUCGUCAUGUGCAGGGCGUGCGGGAAGUUCAUGCGUGCGAGAUGAAUGAAGCCCUCUGUGCGGUUGCCAAGGAGGCAGGAGAUUUUGGAAGGUCUUUGAGCACGGAAUUUGUACUGUUUUCAGGACUUAUGAUGGGAUUCUCAACCUUCGAGGGCUGA